Molecule: messenger RNA, 4009 nt
Organism: Catharus ustulatus (Swainson's thrush)
Lineage: Eukaryota; Metazoa; Chordata; Aves; Passeriformes; Turdidae
Product: thyrotropin-releasing hormone receptor-like
Exons: 2
Coding region: 18-1160 (380 amino acids)
Biological process (GO): phospholipase C-activating G protein-coupled receptor signaling pathway
Cellular component (GO): membrane
Molecular function (GO): thyrotropin-releasing hormone receptor activity
Source: RefSeq, a predicted model, not a curated record
GCUGCGCUGCAGGCACCAUGGAGAACGGCUCGGGCAGCCAAAACCAGAGCCUGGGCAGGAUGCCCCGGCAGCCCCUGGAGCUGCAGGUGGUCACCAUCCUGCUGGUGCUGCUCAUCUGCGGCGUGGGCAUCGCGGGCAACGCCAUGGUGGUGCUGGUGGUGCUGCGCACCAAGCACAUGGUGACCCCCACCAAUUGCUACCUGGUGAGCCUGGCCCUGGCCGACCUCAUCGUGCUGCUGGCGGCCGGGCUGCCCAACAUCUCCGAAGUGGUGGCUUCCUGGGUGUACGGCUACGCCGGCUGCCUGUGCAUCACCUACCUGCAGUACCUGGGCAUCAACAUCUCCGCCUGGUCCAUCGCUGCCUUCACGGUGGAGCGGUACAUCGCCAUCUGCCACGCCAUCAAGGCGCAGCUCCUGUGCACCGUGUCCCGCGCCAGGCGCAUCAUCGCCUCGCUGUGGCUCUUCACCUCGCUCUAUUGCCUCAUGUGGUUCUUCCUGGUGGACACCACCCAGGUCACCUUCUCGGAUGGGGCGCAGGUCAUCUGCGGCUACCGGGUCUCCAGAAGCCUUUACAUGCCCAUUUACUUCUUGGAUUUUGCCGUCUUCUAUGUGCUCCCGCUGGGGCUGGCAACUGUGCUCUACGGCCUCAUUGCCCGCAUCCUGUUCGUGAGCCCCCUGGCCGGCACCCCGCAGCACCCCUGCCUGGGCUCCCUGCACCAGGGCAGCUCCCUCGAGCUCUCCGGCCGGGGCAGCAGGGGUGCGCUGAGCUCCCGCAGGCAGGUGACCAAGAUGCUGGCCGUGGUGGUGGCUCUGUUCGCCGUGCUGUGGCUGCCGUACCGCACGCUGGUGGUGGUGAACUCCUUCGUGGACCCUCCCUACCUGAACACCUGGUUCCUCCUCUUCUGCCGCCUGUGCAUCUACCUGAACAGCGCCAUCAACCCCAUCAUCUACAACCUCAUGUCCCAGAAGUUCAGGGCUGCCUUUAGGAAGUUGUACAAGUGCCAGGAGAAGAGUGCUGGGCACCCUGCCCCGUCCAUCGCCCCGGUGUACUACAGCGCUGUCAAGGAUUGUUCUCACAACAGCUCUGACCACAACCUCACCGAGCAGGAGGAUCUGAGCAGGCUCCCUGCACCUGCAAGGGAGAAUAAACAAAUCCUGUGAGCCUGAAACAAUGCAGGCAGUGGGAUCUCUGAGGCUGUACUCGCUGUGCUGGGAGAGUGCCAAGAAGAAUUGCUUUGGUGUUGCAGCAAGCUUCAUUCAAUAUUUCUUCAGGGCAUUUAACAAAACAUAUUGUUAUAGGCAAAUGAAUUUGCUUUUCCUUAGCUCUAAUUUAUUCUUAUUUGGUGAAGUGUUAAGUACAUGUCAAUAUUUAGCAUCUCCAAAGCAUCUGUUGUUAAAUAUAGCAGUGUCACCCCAUUUUGUGUUAUGUGCAAGUGCUGAGUUGGGCCAAAGCAUUGAAAGGAAUCCCAGGAACAGAAAGACAUUCAAGGAAAAAAUACACCUCUUUUUAGAGUGGGUGUCUCCUACCCAAAUGGACAUGCCUGUAACACAGACACCCCAUGGAAGCUGCUCCUCUGGAGACCUUUUGAAGUUAAUGGGAACAAUUAAGCACUGCCCGUGUCUCCUCUCAUCUCUGCAUUCUCCUGUGAGGAAUACACAUCCCUACAGAGGAGAUUAAUGCCUCCAAGAUACGAGGCCAUUGACUGUAAAGGGACUCUCAGGGGAAGACUCCUACAUUAGGAAUAACCAAAGUUGGGUGUCAUGAGCUUCCUGUCAUGUUUCUGGAAACGCUGCAGUGCUGGUAGCAACCCAAGGUGCAGACCAGAUGGAUUUGCUACAAUGAACUAAUAACCAACAAACUAAUAAUGAGUGUUCCCUAAUGUAACAGAAGUACUUCCAACGUCGUGGUCUGAGUUUCUUUUGGAUAACUUUACCUUUCCUGUCCAAAUUCCUCUCCUUGCUGGAAGUUGUACUCUUGUACAAUGUGGUGUAGUCAUGUACCACAGAGCAGUGUUGCUCUCUGCCCCAGCUAGGUGCGUUUCAAUGGCAGGUGAAGAAAUUCUCUUAUUUCCUGGGAAUAACUUGUGAAGUCCAUUAAGUGUUUUGUGACUAUUGACACAAAUAUUUAUUGCUGCUGUCAUCUUGUAAGCAAAGUAGAUAUUCAUACCUUGCAGCAGCUAGGAGACCAGCCCAAGGACACUUGCCCCAGACUUGCAAGAGACUGUCUGGACUAUGAGUAAAAUCAGAAAGAUUAUACAUGAGCCAAACCCUAGGGCUCUUGCCAAAUAAAACAAGUGUCUGCCACCAGUAAACCUCAAGUGACUGUGAAGUAUUAUUUGAACAGCCAAUGCAGCCUCACUAGUCAACACUGGCUUUCACCAAACUAUUGUGUUAAAGAGUUUAGAAUUUUGCAUUCACUCUGUAUGGAUAUUUGUGUGUGGUAUUUUCAAGGGCACAAGAUGUUAAUUAACCAUUCUACAUCUACAGGAAAUCACUUUGCUGGAUGAGUCAGAACAAGAGCUCAAGUCCCGUCAGCGUGUUGGAACUGUCCAGGACAUACUUUGUUGUGUGUAGGGAGGUUUUGCAUGUAUGAUUAUUAUAUUGCAUGAUAUUAAACCAUCUAUGUUGCCCCUAAAAUGGACAUAGGAUGAGGGAAGAGAAUAUUGGCUUUCUGUUAUUAUUUUAAACAUAAUGCAUUUGGAAUUUAAGGAUUCAUGCUAAUUUUGGAGUGUUUUGUGUAUAUUGUAUAAUGUGAUUUUAGGAACAGAGUUCCUAUUUAUUGUUGUUAAGAAAGUUGUGCACAGAGAUUUGGGAUUUACUUCUUGAAGAAAAUGGAGGUGUUUUUGCUAACAUGUGAGGAUUUGCUUGUAACAAUCUUUUUUAUUGUACAGACAUUUUUCCCCCCCUUACAACAGAUUUUUUCCUUAGCAGCUCAGAACAAGCCAUUGAUAAAAGCAUGUGCAGACAAACCAGAGCAGCAAGGAUCAGGGUGAGGUGGAGCAGGGGGAAGGGGAUCCCUGGUCCUCCCUGGGCCUUGAGCACAGGCACCAUCUUCUCAAGGAUGGGCUGUGCUGUGUCCUCCAGCCCUUCACCCUGAGGCUGUGAGCUGAAAUGUGGGAGGAGGAUUUACUGCCUGGGCUUGGAAACCUGCAUCCUCACCUAAGGCACUCCUCAGGCAUGGCAUGUGCAGUCUGACAGACAGCCUUGAUCUCCGUGAACACAAGGAGCACCUGAAUUCUGAAGUAUCUCCAGCAGGAUGUUUUCCACCUCCUCAUCACAUUUCCUAUCUUUACUCUUCCCCUUUCUGCUUCUCUCCCAGAUGGAGACACCUUAAAAGCAUUAUUUUCUUAUUUAAAUUUCACCCUCAGGGCAACAGCUAAUUGAUAGUUCUGAAAUAUUUGCUCAACAUACUUGAGAUUCAAUUAAAACCUGGUUCUCUUCUCCCUUUCUGCUCUUAGCUGCUAAGUACUGCAUGACCCUUUGCUAUUUUUGAGAAGUAAUUGCCAGAUAAAUUCUCCUGGAGCCAUGAGAUCUCCAACAAAUGCACCAGAGCAUUAAACUCUGUAGAUGAGGAAUGAGUUCCUGGUCCUUCCCCCUUCAUGUAUUCUGACAUUUUAGGAGGAGCUGAGAGACUUUCAGGUGGAAGUGGAGGCAGAAGGUCAGCACUCAGCUUGCUGAGGAGAUGCUGGUUGAGAGAUGCAUGCUGCUGGGAAAUAAAUCACAAGCAGAAAGGAAUUAAAAGAAAUAACUCAUCACUGUAAUUUCCUUUGGAUGUUCAGGGUCUGAAUAAAAACCUUAAUUCCUUGUAAGAAAUCAGAGAGCUCCCUUGAAGUUUCAGCCUGUAUUACCUCGUACCUUGCAACAUCCCACCCUGCUCAUAAAGUCUCAAGCUGUAGUUUACCCUCAGCAUUUAUUUGUAUCAACAGCAUGAGUGUGGGCUGGGAGUUUAUAAACAUGCCAGUAAAUAAAGAAUCUAUUGCUCCUAAGUAAUCUAUCACAUUAAAGUGCAA